UUAUGUACUGUAUGCACUCCACACUAGUACUCGGCGUUAUCUAACCGAACACCUCGGCACUCCGUCGCAUUCCAUCUAUAUUAACUACCCCCAACACCUACUCUAUCAUAAACACUCUUUGUACACUCUACGAACAAAAAGCAAAAUGUCCCAACGACUCACCCAACUAACCCACCAACUAAACUACCCCUCCGGCCUACUAGCCAGCAAAACCGCCAUCGUCACCGGCGGCGGCCAAGGCAUCGGCGCCGAAAUCGCGCGCCUGUUCGCGAACGAAGGUGCUAAGGUUGUCAUUGCUGAUAUUGACGGUGGAAAGGCAAAUGCAACCGCAGAAGCCAUCACCGCGAACGGUGGAAAGGCCAUCGCUGUUGUUGGGGAUAUACUCGAUGACGGGUAUAUCCAGGGAUUGGUGAAGAAAACAGCGGAGUUUGGGGAUGGAAAAGUCCACCUUAUUGUGAACAAUGCGGGGUUUACGUGGGAUGGGGUUAUUCAUAAGAUGACUGACAAACAAUGGGAAACAAUGCUGGCAAUCCACAACACAGCCCCAUUUAAGCUCGUCCGUGCCGCGGCCCCAUACUUCCGGGUCAAAGACGGCGAGGACCGUGUCAUCGUGAACAUCAGCAGCACCAGUGGGAUCCACGGGAAUGCAGGCCAGGCAAACUACGCUGUCGCAAAGGCCGGCACCGUAGGCCUUACCAAAACCAUCGCCAAAGAAUGGGGCCCCGCCUUCAACGUGCGCUCUAACACAGUCGCCUUCGGUUUCGUCAAGACCCGUCUUACAGCCGCCAAAGAAGACGGCGCAUACGUGACCACGCCUGAUGGGACGAAGGUUGCGCUGGGGAUUCCCGGGAAGCAGCUACAGAACCGCCAAGGAGGUGGAGGAGGAGCGAGCGGAGGGAAAGGAGGGGACGAGUAUCCGGAUAUUCCGCUGCGACGGCCUGCUAGUCCCGAGGAGGCGGCGAGGGCUGUGCUGGCGGUCGCUAGCCCGUUGUUUUCGUAUGUGAGUGGUGAGACGAUUCGGGUUACGGGGGGGAGGAAUAUGUAGGUUAAUUGCAAUAGUUGCGUUGCAUUUACUUUGUUAGCAAUAUCAAUAUUAUUACUCCAGUACAGAGGGGCAGAGGGGUUGCGUGUUUCGGAUGCCUCGAAUUAAGUGCACAAUAU
Molecule: messenger RNA, 1161 nt
Organism: Aspergillus ruber CBS 135680
Lineage: Eukaryota; Fungi; Ascomycota; Eurotiomycetes; Eurotiales; Aspergillaceae
Product: SDR family NAD(P)-dependent oxidoreductase
Exons: 4
Coding region: 146-1045 (299 amino acids)
Molecular function (GO): oxidoreductase activity, acting on the CH-OH group of donors, NAD or NADP as acceptor
Source: RefSeq, a predicted model, not a curated record